AUGGACGUUCGCGAUGGAGAGAACGAAGGAAGACUUAGAGGCAGAACGAGCACGGCUGAGGCUAUCAAUCAAAAUCUCCUCACACACAUUGUAAGCGGCCAUUGUAAUUCCCGGCUACAAAAACCUUCCACUUCUAGACAAAGAGGCGGGGUCAGUAUGGGAAGGAACCAAGACAAGAGUGCCAUCGUUACCAGGCAAGAAAGGAUGAAGAAACCAUCUUGA
This is a messenger RNA of Nezara viridula (southern green stink bug), 222 nucleotides long. NCBI's taxonomy places the organism in Eukaryota, Metazoa, Arthropoda, Insecta, Hemiptera, Pentatomidae. The record is from the annotation of a GenBank genome assembly.